AUGACGUCGGGUCCGGGAGCAGCUACAGGCUCUCAUUCCUUCACCGGAUCGCCAGGCUCCCCUGCCUCCACCGGUUCAUCAGGCUCUCAUGCCUUCACUGGAUCGCCAGGCUCCCCUGCCUCCACCGGUUCAUCAGGCUCUCAUGCCUUCACUGGAUCGCCAGGCUCCCCUGCCUCCACCGGUUCAUCAGGCUCUCAUGCCUUCACUGGAUCGCCAGGCUCCCCUGCCUCCACCGGUUCAUCAGGCUCUCAUGCCUCAGUCGGAUCGCCAGGUUCCACUGCCUCAGACGGUCUGUCAGGUUCUGCGCAUCAGCAGGGGUGA
Molecule: messenger RNA, 321 nt
Organism: Salvelinus namaycush (lake trout)
Lineage: Eukaryota; Metazoa; Chordata; Actinopteri; Salmoniformes; Salmonidae
Product: sericin-1-like
Exons: 1
Coding region: 1-321 (106 amino acids)
Source: RefSeq, a predicted model, not a curated record